CAGUGUACACACACAAUGGCACAAAUAAACCCCUUGCCCUGCCUUCCAGAGUGCGGGCUGUUCUCUGGCCCCCCACUAAGAAGGUCCUACAGGAGGAAGCAGAUCCGGGCAACAUCAGCAGCUGCUUAUCUCUGCUAGGAUCUUGAGUCAGCAGGAGGAGGAAGAGAAUAAGAGCAACGACCUAAGCUUCAGUAAAGCCACUGUCUCUUGCAACAUCAACCACAGAGAGAGGACUUUUUGUACGCUGUAGCAGUAACCGCUUCUUCCACUUCAUGAGUCGCUCAUCACAGCAGUAUCAAUGGGAACUUGUGGCCUGGUUCUUAUCUUUAAGUGUCUUCUGAUGUUCCUGGACUUUGGGUGGCAAGGAGUAGGGAAUCCCAGGGCAGAAGCGGCUCGGCUAAGAGAGUACUACAUCGUGGCACAAGUUACUAGCUGGAACUAUAGCUUGUCGGUGGAGGAGUUGUCCAGUCUGCCCAAAUCAGAUCCUCUGUUUAAGAAAAUUAUUUACACAGAAUAUGAAGCAGAUUUCAAAACAGAAAAACCAAGGAAUGGGCUGUCAGGACUUUUGGGACCAACACUUCGUGCAGAGGUGGGAGACACACUCGUCGUCCAUUUUAAGAAUCUGGCUAGCAAAGAACUGAACAUUCAUCUGCAGGGGAUAUUGUAUACCAGAUGGUCAAAAGAAGAUUCCUCAUAUUUUGAUGGGAUAUCACAAACUGGAAGACUGGACAGUGCUGUUCCUCCAGGAAAGACAUACAAAUAUGUGUGGGAGGUCACAACCGAAGCUGGACCUAGAGAAGCUGAUCCUCCCUGUCUCACAUACUCCUACUACUCUCACAUAAACAUGGUACAAGACUACAAUUCAGGCCUUAUUGGUCCCUUGCUGAUAUGCAAAGAAGGAAGCUUGAAUGAAGAUGGGACACAGAAACUAUUUGACAAGGAGUAUGUGUUGAUGUUUGGGGUAUUUGAUGAAAGCAAGAGCUGGCAAAAAGCACCUUCCCUCGUAUACACAAUAAACGGUUAUGCCAAUGGAACUCUGCCGGAUGUACAGGCCUGUGCAUAUGAUCGUAUUAGUUGGCAUUUAAUGGGGAUGAGUUCUGGCCCUGAACUUUUCUCCAUCCAUUUCAAUGGACAGACCCUGGAACAUAACCGGUACAAAGUCUCGACUGUCAACCUUGUUGGAGGUGCAUCAGCAACAGCAAACAUGUCUGUGAGCAAGACAGGAAGAUGGUUAAUAUCCUCCCUUGUUGCUAAGCAUCUGCAAGCUGGAAUGCAUGGUUAUCUCAACGUAGAAGACUGUGGAAAUCCAGACACAUUAACAAGGAAACUGUCUUUCAAAGAACUGAGGAUGAUUAAGGACUGGGAUUAUUUCAUUGCUGCAGAAGAAAUAAUAUGGGAUUAUGCUCCAGAUAUUCCUGACACUGUUGACAGAAAAUAUAAAGCUCAGUAUCUCGAAAAUUUUUCAAAUCUCAUUGGCAAGAAGUAUAAGAAGGCCGUCUUCAGUCAAUAUAAAGAUGAAAGUUUCAGCAAGCGCAUAGACAAUACUUGGAGUAAAGAACAUGGCAUUCUGGGCCCUGUAAUCAGAGCUCAGGUCAGGGACAGAAUAAAGAUUGUAUUCAAAAAUAUGGCUAGUCGACCAUACAGUAUUUAUGUACAUGGAGUUACACUUUCAAAGGAUGCAGAAGGAGCUGUUUAUCCUUCAGAUUCCAAAGAGAACAUCACUGAAGGUAAAGCAGUCCAACCAGGGGAAAUCUACAUAUAUGAAUGGACCGUACAUGACACAGAUGAACCCUCAGCAAAGGAUGCCCAAUGCAUUACCAGAUUAUAUCACAGUGCUGUAGAUGUCACAAGGGAUAUCGCCUCAGGGCUAAUUGGGCCACUUCUGAUUUGUAAACGCAAGGCACUUGACAAAAAGGGGAUACAGAAUAAAGCUGAUGAAGAGCAACAUGCAGUUUUUACAGUGUUUGAUGAGAACCAGAGCUGGUACUUAGAGGACAAUAUCAAGGAAUAUAGCGGCAGUCCCUCCACUGUUAAGAAAGAUGACCCCAAAUUCUACAGGUCUAAUGUCAUGCACACCAUCAAUGGCUAUGCAUCUGAUAGAACCGACAUCUUGGGAUUUUGUCAGUCUGAGAUUGUUGAAUGGCACCUUGCCAGUGUAGGUAUUCAGGAUGAGAUAGUGCCUGUACAUCUCUCUGGUCACACUUUCCUAAGCAGAAGAAAAGAACAAGAUAUUUUAAAUCUUUUCCCCAUGAGUGGUGAAUCAGCUACUGUAACCAUGGACAACAUUGGAACCUGGCUGCUAUCAUCAUGGGGCUCCCGGGAAAUGAACAAUGGCAUGAGGCUAAGAUUUAGAGAUGCCAAAUGUGAUAAGGAUUAUGAGGGAGAAAAUGAAGAUGACUUUGAUGAAGAAGAAGAUGAUGUUUCUGUUAGUUAUGUAAAUGUUGUCAAAUUUGCCCCUGAGAAGGCUCAGCUAUCGAAAGGGAAAGAAAAAGAGAACAGAGGAGUAGUAGUGGAUGAUUCUCAAGAACGAAAGGCAGCAGAACUAGGAUUUUUAGAUGAAGAAAAUAAGAAAGAACAGUCAAGUGAGCUGAAUGGUGUGUCUGUUGAAGAAGAAGAAGAUGAAGAACAGCGAAUGUUUGCUGCAAUGCUAGGACUUCGAUCAUUUAAUGGGUCAGAUACCAAGGAAGAAGAGCUCAAUCUCACUGCUAUUGCUGUCGAAGAAGAGGUGUACAGCAUCAGGUCUGAUGGCGAUGGUUUUUUAAAUAAUGAUUCAUCUGGGAACUCUCACCAGGAGUUCACAAAUAACAGUGAUCCUUCACAUGGUGAUAGACUGCAAGAAAUUCUAAGUACAACAUCUUACCCAACUUCAGUUGAAUCCUUCCUUCCCAACACAUCUUUGUCAGGAGAAAUUUCAUUUUCAGAUAUCACAGGGGCCGUUAGUACCUUGUCAUCUCAACAAAGCCAAGAUGACCAUGAGGACAAUGCUACUCAGACCUCAGGCAUUUACACACAAACACUAGAGCCUCAAUAUUUGAGAACAAAUGAGACUGUCCAGAGCAAAAUUGAAGUGAAAUUGGUCAGCACCAAUGCUCCCUUUCUGGAGAAAGAAGAAACUGAAACUGAAAGGGAUACUUCUGAGGGGAGGCGUGAAAAACGAAUUCUGUCAGAGGCCACACUGUUUGCCCUUAAAGAGAUGUGUGCCCUGCUGCUUCAUGUACAACAAAAGGGAAAUCUUUCUACUUUAGACAACACCACUUCAAAGAUUCAAUUUCGUGCCAUUCCUACUGAAGAAGAUGCCCUCAGCUUAAAUAAUGUAGAAACUGAUGACUUUUUAUAUGAUUAUGAAGAUGAUAAAGAGGAAGAAAUGACAGAGCCUUCCUGGUUAUCAACUAACUUAACUCUAGUAAUGGAAGAGAUGGUGGAAGUUAAUGGUUCUGACCCACAGCAUGUUCCUGAACUGGCGUUCUCAAGAACUGAAAAGUAUGACAAUUUGACCCUGGAUAGUCUAUUAGGCAGCUUUGUUUCUCCUCCCAUCCCAAAAGCUGUCAAGAACAUGACAGGAUCACCUCGUCAACGACCAAAGUGUCCCCCUAAAAAGACAGUUUAUGAAUGGAAUGCUGUCUCUGAGAAGACAAAUGAUGAGACACAAGCAAGUUUCACUAAAGAUGCUCACAAUGAAUUGCAGAACAACUCCCAAAAUGCCACAAUGUUUCCAGAAAAUACCACAUUAAGUAGUAAAAGGAACCUGGAGUUAUAUAAAAAUGAUUCCCCAUUUGAAAUAGGCCAACCAGAAAUAAGCAAAAAACAUGAGGCUCUGAAUGAAAAAAGAAAUGAAAACUGCACUAUCAAGACAUCUGGGACUUUCAUAAAAGCCCGACGCAAGACAAAACCCUCAAGAGUUCUAACAGCAAGAACAUCCAAACCUCUCAUGACACCUAGAGGGUUCAGCCAGACCUCAGUGGCCACUGAGGCUAAGGAUACAAUGCCGCUAAAUGAGACCAAUGACACUCACCCUCAAAACCAAGUUAAACCAGUUGUUACAAUAGGCCUUCCCAUUGAAAAUGGAGACUAUCAGGAAUAUGUCCUAGACAACGUAGAAUAUGAAGACAGUAGCAGUGAUUCAUAUGAAUUUCAAACUGUCUACUAUGACAACCCCUAUACCGGAGAUUCCCGACUUGACCCUACUACCGUGCGUGACCCGGAUGAUAUAGCCGGACGCUAUCUGCGUGCUUUGAAGAAAGGAGGAAAUGUGAGAAGAUACUACAUUGCAGCUGAGGAGAUUUUCUGGGACUAUGCAGCACAUAGAAAAAGUACAGCAAGAAGUGGUCAAUCCAGGACAGUGUAUAAAAAAGUAGUUUUCCGAAGUUAUAAAGAUGAUACUUUCAUGAUACCUAAUACUGGAGGAGAAUAUGAAGAACACCUUGGCAUCCUUGGUCCUGUCAUUAGAGCAGAAGUGGAGGAUGUAAUUCAAGUUCAAUUUAAAAAUUUGGCCUCCAGGACAUAUUCCCUCCAUGCCCAUGGGCUUUACUAUGAGAAGUCUUCAGAAGGCAGAAGUUAUAAUGAUCAGUCUCCAGAAUGGUUCAGAAUGGAUGAUGCCAUCCUGCCAAAUCACACCUAUACGUAUGUCUGGCAUGCAACGAAACGGUCAGGCCCUGCAGCAAAUCAGAAAGUAUGUAAAUCAUGGGCCUACUACUCUGCAGUAAACCCGGAGAAAGAUAUUAACUCUGGUUUGAUUGGGCCAAUCUUGAUCUGUCAAAAAGGAAUGCUUGACGAGUAUAACAGGCCAAUAGACAUGCGAGAAUUUGUCCUGUUCUUUAUGGUCUUUGACGAGGAGAAAAGCUGGUACUUUAAUAAACAUGACAAGAAAACUCUUGCUGAGAGGUCCACCAGAGCCCAGCAGCACCACAUAUUUCCUGCAAUUAAUGGAGUCCCAUACCAGCUGCAGGGACUGCGGAUGUAUAAAGAUGAGGAGGUCCAUUGGCAUUUGUUGAACAUGGGUGGGCCAAAAGACAUUCAUGUCAUCCACUUUCAUGGUCAUACAUUUGUUGAACAGGGAAUGGAAGAUCAUCAACUUGGUGUCUACCCUCUUCUUCCUGGCUCAUUCACCACUGUUGAAAUGAAACCAUCAAAAAUUGGCACAUGGCUUUUGGAAACAGAAGUCAGUGAAUACCAGGAGGCAGGAAUGCAGGCCUUUUUUACUGUCAUAGAUAAAGAAUGCAGGUUACCAAUGGGAUUGGAAAGUGGUAUUAUACAAGACUCACAAAUUAGUGCUUCAGGUCACACAGGAUACUGGAAGCCUCAGCUGGCAAGACUGAACGGGGCUGGGAAAUACAAUGCUUGGAGCACUGAGAAGAAGAGCAAUGAACACCCUUGGAUCCAGGUGGAUCUACAAAGAGAAGUUCUAAUCACAGGUGUUAAAACACAGGGAGCUAUGCAGAUGCUGAAACAUUUGUAUAUAAUGGACUAUUUUAUUACAUAUAGUAAGAAUGGGAGAAAGUGGAAUGUUUUUAAAGGCAACCACACAGGAACACAAAAGCUUUUUGAAGGGAAUUCAGAUGGUAAUGAAAUAAAAGAAAACCGCCUUGAUCCUCCUAUUCUUGCUCGGUAUAUCAGGCUGUAUCCAAACAUGUUCUAUAACAGGCCGGCACUUCGCAUGGAACUCCUGGGUUGUGAAACGGGAGAUUGCUCUAUGCCCCUGGGAAUGGAAAGUGGAUCUAUCACAAAUGCACAGAUCACAGCCUCGUCUUACAAGAAGACCUGGUGGAGUUCAUGGGAGCCAUCGCUAGCCCGCCUCAAUCUAAAAGGACGGACAAAUGCCUGGCAAGCAAAGUCAAAUAACAAUCAACAAUGGCUGCAAAUUGAUCUCCUUCAACCUAAGAAGAUAACAGGUAUCAUAACUCAAGGCGCCAAAUCAAUGACUACUGAAAUGUAUGUGAAAACAUUUGCCAUCCUUUACAGUGAUGAUAAUUCAGCAUGGACAUCUUACCUGGAUGACACAACGUCCAGGGAAAAGAUGUUCACAGGAAAUAUUAACAGCAGAGGGCAGGUGAAGCACUUCUUCAAACCACCCAUAUUUUCCCGGUUUAUUCGUGUCAUUCCCAAAACAUGGAAUCAGAGCAUUGCACUUCGGAUAGAACUCUUUGGUUGUGAUGCUUUCUAGCAAAUGGAGGGAAGAGGAUAAGACAAAGAGCCCUGCACCUGUUGAGCUUUCUCUUUUUUUAAAAAAGGAUUGGACAAUGGUGAGGGAGGAGCAAAGGCCAAAUGGUUUUACCAUUUUUAUGUCAUGUAUAUCACAAGCAUUUUCAGCUGUGGAUUCAAAUCAUCCUCAAAAGACGUAUCAUAAUUAUUUAAAGGAAUUUAACAAAAUAAGACAAGCAAGGAGCAGUAUUUGCCACUUUCA
Messenger RNA from Pogona vitticeps (central bearded dragon), 6400 nucleotides. Lineage: Eukaryota; Metazoa; Chordata; Lepidosauria; Squamata; Agamidae. The record is from RefSeq and is a predicted model, not a curated record.